AUGGAAUCAAAUUAUCCAUAUCAUGAUUCCUUUUCACAUUUGGAAUUGGAACAGCACCCACUUUUUGAUGAAAACUCUAUCAAUUCAAAUUCACAAAUGAAAUUGGAAAUGGAUCUUAUGGAACACAUUGGUCAACAUUCAUUAGACACAGCUGUGGAGUCUCCAUCUUUAUCAAAUUGUCAAGAACCAUUGGAUUCAUAUGAUAGCAAUCUAAAAAGGAAAGUCAUUAAAUGUAGACCGCAAUUUCUCACACCAAUCAAAAAGAAAAUGCGAGUGGAGGGUCUAACAUCUAUUGAAGGACACGUUAACACUUGGCAUGUGGGGACUGUCUUGAGUAUUGAUGAACAAUCAAAAACCGCAGAUAUCCAAUACGAAGAUGGCAAUGAAAUCGAAACGUUGGAAUUCGAUAAGCUCAAGCCCUACUACAAAGAAAAAAGAACGAUUGAAGAUUUGGAAAAGAAUAGUUUGAUUAUCUUCAAACUUGGAACCAACUACUUCAAUGGUCGAGCUUGUUUUUAUGUCAAACCAAAGCAUUGUAAAUAUUAUUACACAUUUGGUAAUACAAACCAGAAAAUUUAA
Molecule: messenger RNA, 579 nt
Organism: Heterostelium album PN500
Lineage: Eukaryota; Evosea; Eumycetozoa; Acytosteliales; Acytosteliaceae
Exons: 2
Coding region: 1-579 (192 amino acids)
Source: RefSeq, a predicted model, not a curated record